Molecule: messenger RNA, 2343 nt
Organism: Camellia sinensis
Lineage: Eukaryota; Viridiplantae; Streptophyta; Magnoliopsida; Ericales; Theaceae
Biological process (GO): RNA processing
Cellular component (GO): catalytic step 2 spliceosome
Molecular function (GO): RNA binding; zinc ion binding
Source: RefSeq, a predicted model, not a curated record
UAGGUUUAAGGCCGUGAUUGGCAUUAUGAAAUUAGGGCAUUUGGAAAUUCCAUUAAUUAUCAAGAUUUGACUUUGGAUUUGGAAUUCAUUUCAAAUCCCACACGAUUCCCAAUUUCACAUCUAGGUUUAACGAUCUGCGAUUCUAAAAUUCUUACAGAGAAUUAGAUCCACCGAUAAAGGAAUCGAUAGCUAAUCCGGCUAUCUCUCUCUCAGUCUCUCUCACUCUCUCUCUUCUUCUUCACCGCUCAAACCCUAUCCCCAUAGUCGGCGGCAGUGUCGGGACGACUCUGAUCCGACAUCGUUGAAGGCAUAUCGAGCUGUAAUCUCAAAUGUGUAGCUGAUUCCAGUUCUUUCUAAAAUUUGUCUUCAAGAUUAAGCAAUUCCAGAGGGUGUAGAUUUUGCUCUGCCUAGGUGAAUUGGGUGUUUCGAGUAACUUCUUGUUUGAUUUGUGCCUCGCCACCACGGAAGCUUUUUUCAUUUAAAUUAUGCAAAGUGAAGAUUUGAUUGACCUCCCUGCUCCUAGCAAUUCUGGCUAUAAAAGUGAGAGUGGUGAGCUUCGUAAUUCUAAUUGUGAACCUAGUGGUGCUGAUUCUCAACCAAGUAGUGUAGAGGUUAAAAAAGACAAGCAAAAUGGGGAGAUCUCAGGGACUGAGGUUGAUGUUAGCAAUGGAGACAGCCAACUUUUGCCGGCAGCUGAGAUGGAUGGGGAGGAUGGAAGUCCCAUUACCAGUUACAAGAGAGAUGGAAGUCCCGUCAGUAACUCCAUUUCUGGUGUUAAGAAAGCCAGAAUGACAGCUGAUGAGCAGCAACCUUCAGUGCGUGUGGUGUAUAAUUCUCUAACAAGAGGCAGUAAACGGAAGCUUGAGCAGCUACUACAGCAAUGGUCGGAAUGGCAUGCGCAACAUUUUUCUUCAUCACAUGUUUCCAUUGAAGUGCCAGAAUCUGGUGAAGAGACAUACUUCCCUGCACUUCAUGUUGGUUUGGAUAAUCCUUCUGCAGUGUCUUUCUGGAUGGACAAUCAGCCAAUGAACCAGCAGAACAACAAGGAGUUUAUUACAUUGGAUAGUAAGUCAGUUCCACUUUAUGACCGGGGAUACUCAUUUGGCUUGACUUUGACAGAUGGUUCUAAUAAGCUGGAAGGGGGCUUGGAAAUAAUAGAUGCUUCCCGGUGUUUUAAUUGUGGUUCUUACAACCACUCAUUAAAGGAGUGUCCAAAGCCUCGUGACAAUGUAGCUGUCAAUAAUGCUCGCAACAAACUCAAGUCUAAGCGUAAUCCAAAUGUUGGUUCCCGUAACCCAACUCGAUAUUAUCAAGAUUCUCCUAGGGGAAAGUAUGAUGGUUUAAAGCCAGGUGUCCUUGAUGCUGAAACACGGCAACUUUUAGGUCUUGGGGAGCUUGAUCCACCUCCUUGGCUUAACAGAAUGCGAGAAUUAGGAUACCCACCGGGAUAUCUAGAUCAUGACAAUGAGGACCAGCCAUCAGGGAUCAAAAUAUUUGGUGAUGAGGAAACUAAGGAAGAAACGGAGGAUGGGGAAAUCCUCGACACUGACUAUCCUGAGCUGCCAAAGAAAAAGAGCAUCGAAUUUCCAGGAAUAAAUGCACCAAUCCCGGAAAAUGCAGAUGAAAGACGAUGGACAGAUGGGCCUUCAAAUCGAUCACACCGCAGAUCUAACUAUUCAUCAGAAUCCGUUAGCAGAGGCCAGUAUCACGAGCAGAGGCGGUCCCGGGAUUUCAGAGAUGAAGGGCCUCCCGGAUGUGACCCUGGAUAUAACGCAACCUCAUCUAUUUUCUCACCAAGAUAUGGUGGAUACGACUCUAUCUAUAGUUCCCAUUCCCAUAGUGCAAGAGGUAAUAUUUCGAAACCUAGAAGCCCUACUUUUGGAAGGUCCUUGUCAGACAGAGGUAGAUGGAGCCCUUCAGCCUAUGAAGAUGCUCCAACUUCUAGUUCAUACAAUUCUGUACCAUUUUCACCCCCGAACCGUCUGUUUUCACCACACAAUCAUGGCUCAGCCUGGGACGAUGUCAAAUACCACUAUCGUAGUUGGAAGUGAUUUAUCGAUGUGAUCAUAAUCAUCAGUAGUGGACAUUCUAAUCAUGGACUAGAUACAUGAGAUUAUAAUUGGCAACAACUGGAAUGUGUUAAUUGUACAAAGAUUAAAUAGGUGAUCUUUAGAUUAAAAUGGUCUUGUAGAGAUGUAUCUUUGUAUGUGAUUAACUAGUUAAUGCCAUCAUUACUCCUGUAACUUUGAGUCCCAGCCUCAAAGUUCCAACUUUGUGGGAUUUUCUUGCUCAUGGCUUUUUUGUUGUUUGUUAAUUGUAGUAGAACUAGUAAUGCUUUAGUCU